GAGGCGUGUUGUUGAAGAUCUCCGGGAAUUUCUAGACCCCAGGACCAAGAGCUGGUACGAGUCCCACGGGAUCCCGUAUCGACGAGGCUAUCUCAUUUAUGGUCCGCCGGGUACUGGCAAGUCAAGCCUGUCACUAGCACUUGCCAGCUUUUCGUAUUUGGAUAUAUACGCGCUCAGCCUGAGUGCAGUUGGCCUGGAUGAGACCGCCUUGGCUACUGUGUUCCGAGACCUACCAAAACAUUGCAUUGUUCUCCUGGAAGACAUCGACGAAGCCGGCAUCAAGAAGCGCAGCAGCGAUAGCCCCCCGAGCGGAAAGCCAGAUCACAAUGGACUCGACCGUAUCCAGUGGUCACCUGGGAGUGUCACCCUUUCUGCCAUCUUGAACGCUACUGACGGCGUAGCAGCGCAAGAGAACCGCGUUUUGAUCAUGACCACCAACCACCCCGAGCGGCUGGAUCCCGCUCUCACACGCCCAGGGCGUGCGGACAUGAAAAUCAACAUGGGCCCAGUCGAAUGGCAAGAAGCUCGGCAGAUAUUUCUCAUGCUUUUGCAGUACAAGCAUGAUCCUUCUGCCGCAGUGCGCAACGUGAAGCGGUUAUUAUUCGGCUUUGAGUGCGACACGGACCUAUCGGCUUUUCGCAUCACAGAAUCGCCUCAUCAACUUAGACUCCACGACACCGCCUACUGCAUCAGAGUACCCACUGGGAGUUUCGAAGAACAGGACAAAACACCACGAGAUGCCCUAGAGCGAGAGGUUCGGAAAGAGACUGGCCUGCAACUGUCCCGAGUCAUUCACGCUCUCCCGAUCCAGACCUGGACGCGAUCUAAGGAUGGCGAACAGCACGAAUGGGUUGGCCUUCCAUACAUCAUUGAGGUCUCCGAGCUCGAACAUUCCAUAUCCCACGAAAAUAGGCAAGGGGUGUCAGGGCGGGCACAAAAAUGGAAGGACGUAAUACAACUGAAUCCUAAGGAGCACCAAGAUUUUGCAUGGGCAACAGAGGAUGAGGUGCGACGCGACAAAUAUGAAAUGUUUGGAAACCACAAGGAGACUAUCCUUGAGGCUUUUGCAACAGUGACACAGAACUGCUCAGUCUAAGUCCAGUGUCAGCGAAUGGGUUGCAGGUAUGAUAUGGUGCUGGAAGAUGAGGCUGGGUGGUUUGAAUGAUGGAAGCCACGGGGAAAAGGUGUAAACUCGGCAAGCCUAGGAUCAAUUGCAGAUUUCGGGAUAGGCUUCACGAAUGUAUUAAAAGAGGGGCUCAGCCGAGAAAGAAGAAACGAAAGCCAAUACAAGCUGUCUGGGUCAAUGAACUUCCAUAUUUAGUCUCUCCACAUGACAUCGACCUGGCCAUGAUCUACUUCCUGCACGCGGCUGGC
Messenger RNA from Aspergillus pseudonomiae, 1374 nucleotides. RefSeq lists its product as uncharacterized. The transcript is spliced from 3 exons. NCBI's taxonomy places the organism in Eukaryota, Fungi, Ascomycota, Eurotiomycetes, Eurotiales, Aspergillaceae. The coding region runs from base 428 to 1096 and encodes 222 amino acids. The record is from RefSeq and is a predicted model, not a curated record.